Messenger RNA from Cladophialophora immunda, 282 nucleotides. RefSeq lists its product as uncharacterized. The record is from RefSeq and is a predicted model, not a curated record. Lineage: Eukaryota; Fungi; Ascomycota; Eurotiomycetes; Chaetothyriales; Herpotrichiellaceae. The transcript is spliced from 3 exons. Bases 1 to 282 code for a protein of 93 amino acids. Gene Ontology annotation, cellular component: mitochondrion.
AUGGCGGUCAUAGAAUCGGUCAAAGAGGCCAUCGGCCUGGGAGACGGUGCCGCUCCAGCGUCCAGACAAGCAAUGUCCGAAGCCAGGCUACCUCUCGCCUACCGCGACAGCUGCGCAAACCUCCUGAUACCCCUCAAUAAAUGCCGGCACGAGACAUGGUACCUGCCCUGGAAGUGUGAGACCGAGCGACACAGCUACGAGAAAUGCCAGUACGAGGAGUUCAAGAAGAGGGUUGCGAAGAUGGACGAAAUCCGGGCGGCCAAGGCUGCGGCGGACAAAUAG